ACACACACACACACACACACAACGUUCACAAUUAGCGAGUAUUCGCUAUGCGAGGAGAUUGUUCUCCACCGUGUCACGUGUUAGUUUAGGUUGCUAUCUAUCAUGUGACAGGGGUGUAUUUUUUAUUUUUUUUUCCCCUCCUCCCACAUCCUAUUUCCCAAGCAGGCCCAGCCAAGACGCCUUCCCUUCGGUAUCCCUUUGGAGAUGGUAACCCCUGAGCGCUUGGGCAGCACCGGGGCAGAGAUGAGCCACCCCCGUAAGGAGAGAAGAGGGGUCCCCGCGGCUGGCGUCUCUACGGUCGACAUGGACACGGCGGUGGUGAUUCUGGGGGCCGGGGUGACAGUCCUCACUCACCCGCUGCUGUACGUGAAACUGCUCAUCCAGAUGGGCCACGAACCUCAGCCACCGACCGCAGGGAGCAACCUGUUUGGGAGGAAGGUUCUGUACCUGCCAGGGUUUUUCUCCUAUGCCAGGUAUAUAGUCCGUGUGGAUGGGAAGUGGGGUCUGUUCAGAGGCCUGUCUCCCCGAAUUGUGUCCAGCACUGUCUCCACUGUGGUGCGCAGCCGAAUCAAACAGGUCACUCCGAUCCCAGACAUGGAGCACGUGUCCAACAAGGACGAUAUCAAGACGUCCCUCAGGAAGGUUGUCAGAGAGACCUCCCACGAGAUGGUGGUGCAGUGCGUGGCCCGGAUAGUCACCCACCCGUUCCACGUGAUUUCUGUCCGGUGCAUGGCGCAGUUUGUUGGGAGAGAAACGAAGUACAGCGGCUUGUUCAGCUCCGUCGCUGAAAUCUUUCGACAGGAAGGGAUCGCAGGUUUCUUUGUGGGGUUGGUGCCUCAUGUCCUGGGAGAGAUCAUUUUCCUCUGGUGCUGCAACCUGCUGGCUCACUUUAUCAACACGUAUGCUGUGGAUGACAAUUUCACACAGGCAUCUGCAGUCCGAAGCUACACAAAGUUUGUUAUGGGGAUCGCUGUGAGUGCGCUCACCUACCCCUUCCUGCUGGUGGCAGACCUGAUGGCUGUGAAUAACUGCGGACUGCAGGCUGGACUCCCUCCCCACUCCCCUGUCUUCAGAUCCUGGAUUCACUGCUGGAGGCACCUGGGGGCCCAGGGUCAGUUGUUUCGAGGGUCCAGUUUCCUCUUCCGACGCGUUCCACUGGAGAGGGCAGCUUUAGCAGUGGAGUGACCCCCCCCCCCCCCCCCCCCCCCGCCCCGGCUGAGUCGAGGCUUCACAGGAGCAUGGCACCUCGUUCAUGACAUGAGAACAGCACUGUCAACAGCUAGAAGCAUUUCAACAGGAGCAUUCUGCUGUCUGUGGAUUCCAGCUGUCUGACUCUUUGUGUUGUGAUGAUGUUGUUAUGUCGUUAUUGAAAGGACAGGACGGUUUCUUCAAAGCUGCACGUCUUUCUUUUCUGUGUUGUUUUUGUUUUAUUCUAUCUGGGUUCAUUCUGUUGCCUUUGUUUCAUGCCUGUUUCAGGACAGUAACGUUAAACUCGGAGGCGGGUCAUUUUGAUUUGAAACCAGAUUGCUUUCAUAAUGUCACACGCAACAACUGUUUUUAGAGGAUCAUGAACUUAAAAAGUUAAAAACAAACCAAAUGUUAGAUUUUUAAGCUUGUACUUUAUCUGUUAAGAUCCUUUAAGCUUUUGGUGCAGGGGUUCCCAUUGGAUAAAGACGGCAAUGACGAGAACACAUUCUUAAUAACCCUAACCAAGAACAGUUAACAAGUUUCACCUAUCUUUUCAGUUCUCACAGGUUCCAAACUGGUCAUGUAUUGAUUGGACCAGGGACACUAACAUUUACAUCCCAAGGUCCAGACACCGUGUUUGCAUGCUUCUCUGUGCAACACUGUUAAUUGGAUGAUGUCAUUACCUUCACACUCCACAGUAUGUAGUGUGCGCUGUGUAGGAGUGACAGCCCAUGAAAUGAGAAUGGGAUAGUAGAAUGGCUGGUAACACACCGCGGGUCGGCUCGGAUAAGUCCGGGGGCUGUUUAGUUUUUGGCCCGUGCAGGGUUAUUUGGGGAAUGGCCCCCUCACAUUGCAGCAGUGCUAAAACUGUCUCAUUAAUGUAUUAGCAUAACCCCCUUCCUGUCCUCGGAGGAGGGAGGCCACGACUGUACAGAGGCCAAUCUGAAUGAAAUGAAUGCUUCUUUAUCUUUUCAUUACUAUAUACCCCCCCCCCC
Molecule: messenger RNA, 2183 nt
Organism: Polyodon spathula (Mississippi paddlefish)
Lineage: Eukaryota; Metazoa; Chordata; Actinopteri; Acipenseriformes; Polyodontidae
Product: mitochondrial carrier homolog 1-like
Exons: 12
Coding region: 205-1185 (326 amino acids)
Biological process (GO): positive regulation of apoptotic process
Cellular component (GO): mitochondrion; membrane
Source: RefSeq, a predicted model, not a curated record